This is a messenger RNA of Schistosoma intercalatum, 2415 nucleotides long. The record is from the annotation of a GenBank genome assembly. Lineage: Eukaryota; Metazoa; Platyhelminthes; Trematoda; Strigeidida; Schistosomatidae.
AUGAAAACAUUUAAAAUGCGUGUGAACCAAUGGACGCACAACAAACGCACAGCGAUGGAAAUGCAGAAGAGCAGUCACAUAUCAGGCCGUUCAAGGUCGUGGAGGCGAAUUGGCGCGAGUCUCCCAUAAUAUAUCUACAAACUAUUGUACGUGGGCGAAGCGAAAAAGACUACAACUACAUCAUACUUCAGUUCAUAGGCUACCAAAUUGGUAGACUGAGUGUCGGCGAGACUAUUAUUUUUAGGCGAACUAAAGGGAUUCACGAUAACAGGUCUUAGAUUUUGGCGCGAAACCUGUUUAUUAUUUAUUCGGCACCAUAGAUGAUGUCAGUUCGUGAUGAAAACCCCAAAUCUAAUUCCUGACGCUAAUUAUAUCCAACUUAUAAUACUAAAAGCUACAACGCUUCCGAGAUUAGCUCAAAUUUGAAAUUUGUAUCACCGGAAUGCAGCUGGUGUUCCAGAUAAUUCGCUAUGCACAGGCAGACAUCCGUCUCGUAGCGGUGUCGUCGUCCACCUGACGGAUAGUCCUGUCGUACGAGAUAUUUAGGUAAGAGUACAGAGUAAUGAGUCGCGUCAGUUCUGAACAUUCUUGAAUAGGUAACCAGAAGAAAUAGCCAGAAAAGAGAUUAGUACGAAUAUAAUAAAUGGUAAGACUCAAGGAGCCGUAGUGCUGUUGGCGGUGAACACGCAGUUUGGAUAUUCUGGUUACAUAGACAGACUAUAUUUAUUUCACACUUGGAUAAUUUGCGUUAGUGGUAGUCUUGCUUAACACAGAACGUAACUGGGAUGUUCAUAAGGUAGCCACAUGCAACAUUUCGCGUGUAGUCAUCCGUUUUAACUUCAUCAGGGAAAGGGAAACCAGUAUAUGAUAAACUACUAUGCCACGGAGCUUAUGUUAGAUGUAACGACUGCCUCAGGGUAACGAGGCAUAUAGGGCUCGGAAAUUAAACUGAAUUAAGGAUUUCAUCAUGAACAUCCUGCAACAUUAACGUGAGAAUCCUAAAGUUGAUAUCCUGGCGUGAUAAAUUAUUCACUAGUAUUUGCUGUCUCUUGGUUGGCUGGGAUAAAGCAAGAGCUCAGGUUCGUCUGGCUAUUUAGUAUUUGACUCGGCAGUGUUAUUUGAAGAUCUAGUUUUUGUAACCCGUUCUCACAUUCUUAUGAAGCCGGUGCUUUGGAUUGUUGGUAGUCAAUAUCGUCCCCGUAAGAUUUUGGUAAAGUCAGCAGUACACUUUCACUGUCAAAUCUUGAUUCCUCAAUAAUUGGUCUUAAUGCUCUUCAAAUUGUGUCCAUGUUACGAGAGUUUUGUAUCCUUCAGGUGAGAGUCAUUAUCGUCUAUAAGACAGGCUCAAAGCGAGCUAUCAGCUCAGAAACACUUUGAAGUAUCCGCUCACAUCAGGGUAUUAAGUGUUGCAGCAAAAUUACACCAAUUGUAUUCUUAAAGUGGAAUAGUUUACUAAGGAUUGUUAGAUAGAAAAGCAUGUUUUGAUGCCAUUGGUGUGAAUCUGAUACGUAGUAGUGGCUCGAAAUAUGCAUAUCACGGAGUUCCCCGACAUUUUGCUAAGUUUCUCAACGAUAUAAUUGAUACUUAUUACCACGAUUAGGCGAAUCCCUAUGAACAUAACAUUUAUACGACUGUUGAAAGCUCAAAAAUCGAUACAAGUACGCCUAGUUUAUGGAGUCACGUACUAUUAAUUAUUAUCACCAAUCAGUUGUCACUAUAUUUUCAAUAUAUCAUUUUCCAGAGAUCUUAGAAGCUUUAACUCAAAUGAGCCAGUGUAUAACUGUUCCUGUGACUUUUAUACGUUCAUUCAAGUACCGUACAACGUGUUAUUUGCCUUUGUCGAACAUUCCUCAGUCGGCGACUGUAAAAGACCUGUUCGAUCGCAUACAUCAUGAAGUAAAAAUCUCUUCGGUUAUACCUCCUCCUUUCAAGAACCUUUGUUACGAUGCGCUGAAAGUUCGCCACAAAGCUUUUAACACAAAGUCUGGAGAACUGUUAAUUGAUUUAGAAGGUGAUCCUAUUCCGAGCAAUUCGAACUUAACUCUAGAAUCUCUUGGAAUAGUGAAUGAAACUGAAGUGGCAGUGUUCAAAAUGAGCGAUUUUCUGGCUCAACGCGAUAAUCCAGAAUUUCUGUGGUGAGAAGCGAUAAUGUCACUAUGAAGCAACUGUUUGUAUAUAUAAUAUACUCCUUGAUUCGAUCAUAACGUUCUACUGCUAGUGUGUCUGGUACUGUUACUCCUGAAGAUCUACUUUUGAUUAUGAAGAUGAUAUCUAGUGGUUACGUGCUCUUAUGCUACAAAGUGAGAAUGAUAUCUUAACAGAUUAAUUUCAGGAUAUCUUUUUCAGUAUCAUAAAAAGCACAAUAUCGAUGAUACACUAGAAUAUUGGGAGAAGUUUAUGGAAUACAUCGGUGGG